Messenger RNA from Nerophis ophidion (straightnose pipefish), 12462 nucleotides. It is a transcript of the gene dip2bb, whose product is annotated as disco-interacting protein 2 homolog Bb. NCBI's taxonomy places the organism in Eukaryota, Metazoa, Chordata, Actinopteri, Syngnathiformes, Syngnathidae. The coding region runs from base 155 to 5032 and encodes 1625 amino acids. The record is from RefSeq and is a predicted model, not a curated record. The transcript has 40 exons.
CCGCUGCUGCCGCUGCUGCUGGGAGUCUCCGGGAUGGAGUAAACGCCGCAGCCGCCGCCUCUUGACUCCUUCUCGCCACCUUCAUGCGGGACCGUCGCCUGCGCCGGCAGAGAUAUCGCGAACACCCAGCAGCAGGCUGCCCGCGCUCCCCGCCAUGGCCGACCGAGGCGUCGAUUUGUCGGCUCUGCCUAAAGAGGUCAGGGACCAGCUGGCGGAGUUGGACCUGGAGCUGUCCGAAGGUGACAUCACACAGAAGGGCUACGAGAAGAAAAGGACCAAACUCCUGGUGCCGUACAUCAUCCACACCCCAGUGGAACCGCCCCCGAGGAACGACGUGCGGCCGCCAGCUCCUAGUUCCUCCUCCGGCCACGGACCCCCUCCUUCUAACUCAUCCCGUUACCGCGAAAGGCGCUCACGUAGAACUCAUCGCAAUGGCGGAACCAGGGAUGACCGAUACCGAUCAGAUAUCCACUCUGAAGCUGUCCAAGCUGCUCUGGCUAAACAUAAAGAGGAAAAGAUGGCGCUGCCCAUGCCUACAAAACGCCGCUCAACCUAUGUGCCGUCGCCCAUCGAAACGCGUACACCACCAGACUCCUCGUCGGCCUCUGAAGACGAAACGUCUGUGCGUAGGCAGUCGUCAUUGGUCAUCCCCGUCCCUUUGCACAAUCCCAACGCGCAGAGCCUCGACUAUUGGAUUAACCGCACCACCCAGGGUUCGUCUACGUCCUCAUCGGCCUCCUCCACCAUGUCCCAUGGAGAGCCCAAACCUCAGUCUCAGAACCAGCCUCAGCCUCAGUACAAGCCUCAGUACCAGCCUCUGUACAAGCCUCAGUACCAGCCGCACUAUCAACCCAAACAGGAGCCACAUGCCGCCGCCGUCACCGACAUGAUGGCGCACAGCCGCGUCGCCCCCUCAGAGAACAGUGCCCCGCCUCCAGAUGUGACCACCGUUGCUCUCCCAGCCAGAGGUCCGCGGGUGGACUUGCCCUCCAACGCCACCGUCCGAGGGAUGAGUCGAGGACAGAGUCGCUCCAGCAUGAUGGAGACUGCAGACGGAAGAAUUAAUCUCCAGAGAGUUCCAGUGAACAGCAGGGUGUCCACCAAGAUCCAGCAACUGCUAAACACCCUGAAGAGGCCGAAGAGACCACCCCUCAGUGAGUUUUUCACGGACGACUCUGAAGAGAUAGUCGAAGUGCCCCAGCCGGACCCUAACACACCUAAACCGGAAGGCCGUCAGAUCAUCCCGGUGAAAGGCGAGCCUCUAGGGGUGGUCAGUAAUUGGCCCCCAGCCUUGCAGGCUGCUUUGGCCCGGUGGGGGGCCACACAGGGGAAAAGCCCGGCCCUCACAGCUCUUGACAUCACAGGCAAACCGCUGUACACGCUGACAUAUGGGAAGCUGUGGAGUCGCAGUGUGAAGCUGGCGUUCACUCUUCUCCAUAAGCUGGGCACCAAGAAUGAGCAGAUUCUCAAACCCGGAGACAGGGUGGCACUGGUGUUCCCUAACAGUGACCCUGGGAUGUUCUGGGUGGCCUUCUAUGGCUGCCUCCUGGCUGAGGUUAUACCUGUACCCAUAGAGGUGCCCUUGUCUCGCAAGGAUGCGGGCAUCAGCCAGGUGGGGUUUCUCCUAGGUAGCUGUGGUGUCGGCCUGGCACUGACCAGCGAGAUUUGUCUGAAGGGUUUACCUAAGACCCCAGCUGGAGAAAUAAUGCAGUUCAAAGGCUGGCCUCGGAUGAAGUGGGUGAUUACAGACUCCAAAUAUCUGACUAAGCCUUCUAAAGACUGGCAGCCGCACAUCCCGACAGCCAAUACUGACCCAGCAUACAUCGAGUACAAGGCCAAUAAAGAGGGCACCGUGGUGGGUGUGGCUGUGUCCAAAGUGGCCAUGCUGACCCACUGCCAGGCACUGACUCAGGCCUGCAACUACUGCGAGGGAGAAACAUUAGUGAAUGUUCUGGACUUUAAGAAAGACAUGGGUCUGUGGCAUGGGGUUCUCACGGCUGUGAUGAACAGGAUCCACACUAUAAGUGUUCCCUAUGCAGUCAUGAAGGCGUGUCCUCUCUCAUGGGUGCAGAGGGUCCACAUUCACAAAGCUCGUUUAGCUUUGGUGAAGUGCCGGGACCUGCACUGGGCCAUGAUGGCUCACCGGGAGCAGAGAGACAUUAGCCUGGUGUCUUUGCGGAUGCUGAUUGUUGCUGAUGGCGCCAACCCCUGGUCAGUUUCCUCCUGUGAUGCCUUCCUGAACGUGUUCCAGUCUCACGGGCUGAAGCCGGAAGUCAUCUGUCCCUGUGCUACAUCCCCUGAGGCCAUGACAGUGGCUAUACGCAGACCUGGAUUACCGGGCGCACCACUUCCCGCCCGUGCCGUCCUUUCCCUUGGCGGCCUGAGCCAUGGGGUCAUCAGGGUCAAUACAGAAGACAAGAACUCAGCCCUCACCGUGCAGGAUGUGGGGCAUGUUAUGCCAGGAGCUCUGAUGUGCAUUGUCAAACCAGACGGGCCUCCUCAGUUAUGUAAAACCGAUGAAAUCGGAGAGAUAAUAAUCAACUCCCGAGCUGGGGGCACAAUGUACUACGGCCUGCCCGGGGUCACCAAAAACACUUUUGAGGUGAUACCGGUCAAUUCUAAUGGAGUCCCCAUUGGAGAGAUUCCAUUUGUACGUUCAGGACUCUUGGGGUUUGUUGGUCCGGGAAGUCUGAUCUUUGUUGUGGGCAAGAUGGAGGGUCUCCUACAAGUGAGCGGACGGAGACACAACGCCGACGACCUAGUGGCCACUGCACUCGCCGUGGAGCCGGUCAAGACUGUGUACCGAGGGAGGAUCGCUGUGUUCUCAGUCACUGUGUUCUACGACGAGAGGGUCGUGAUUGUGGCCGAGCAGAGGCCGGACGCCAGCGAGGAGGACAGCUUCCAGUGGAUGAGCCGCGUCCUUCAGGCCAUUGACAGUAUCCACCAGGUCGGCCUCUACUGCCUUGCUCUAGUCCCAGCUAACACCUUACCAAAAACACCUCUGGGGGGCAUCCACAUUUCCGACACCAAGCAGUUCUUCUUGGAGGGCAACCUUCACCCUUGCAACAUCCUCAUGUGUCCACAUACCUGUGUCACCAACCUGCCCAAACCCCGGCAGAAGCAGCCAGUUGGUGUUGGUCCUGCAUCCGUGAUGGUGGGAAACCUGGUGGCAGGGAAGAGGAUCGCCCAGGCAUCAGGCAGAGAGCUUGGCGUGAUUGAAGAUCAGGAUCUUGUCCGGAAACUCUGUAUGUGGCCCACUGUCAUGCAUCAGUAUUUGGCAGAAGCACUACAGUGGAGAGCACAGACUGAUCCAGACCAUGUUCUUUAUGUGCUUCUUAACGCCAAGGGAGUGGCUGUGAGCACGGCAACCUGCGUUCAGCUUCACAAGCGAGCCGAGAAGAUUGCGGCGGCGCUCAUGGAGAAAGGCAGCAUCAACACCGGCGAGAACGUUGUGUUGCUUUACACUCCUGGUAUUGACUUGAUCGCCUCUUUUUAUGGCUGCCUCUACGCUGGCUGUGUCCCCGUGAACGUCAGACCUCCACAUCCUCAGAACCUAUCGGCCACGCUGCCUACUGUCCGUAUGAUCAUUGAUGUCAGUAAAGCAGCAUGUAUCCUCACAACUCAAAAUCUGAUGCGGAUACUUCGCUCCAAAGAGGCUGCAGCAUCUGUAAACAUUAAAACAUGGCCGACAAUCAUAGACACUGAUGACCUUCCUCGCCGCCGGCCUCCUCAGAUCUAUAAGCCGCCCACAGCCGAGAUGAUAGCCUAUCUGGACUUCAGUGUGUCCACUACGGGCAUGCUCACUGGAGUCAAGAUCUCUCAUGCAGCGGUCAGUGCCCUGUGCCGCUCUAUAAAACUGCAGUGUGAGCUUUACUCCUCUCGCCAAAUCGCCAUCUGCCUGGAUCCUUACUGCGGUCUGGGCUUUGUCUUGUGGUGCCUCGCUAGUGUUUACUCAGGUCAUCAGUCUAUCCUGAUUCCUCCAUUUGAGCUGGAGACCUGCUUGUCCCUGUGGCUCAGCACGCUCAGUCAAUAUCGUGUCAGAGACACCUUCUGCUCCUACUCCGUCAUGGAGUUCUGCACCAAAGGACUGGGCACUCAAACAGAGUUGCUCAAGGCUCGUGGCGUCAACCUGUCGUGCGUGCGAAGCUGCGUGGUGAUUGCAGAGGAGCGCCCUCGCCUGGCCCUCACACACUCUUUCUCUAAGCUGUUUAAAGAUCUAGGGUUGUCAACCAGGGCUGUCAGCACCGCUUUUGGAUCCAGGGUAAACCUGGCUGUCUGUCUGCAGGGUACCACUGGUCCUGAUCCUUGUACAGUCUACGUAGACAUGAAGUCGCUUCGCCAUGACAGGGUGAGACUAGUUGAGAGAGGAGCUCCUCAGAGUCUUCCACUGAUGGAGUCUGGCAAGAUAUUGCCAGGCGUUCGAGUCAUAAUCGUGAACCCAGAGACCAGAGGCCCACUCGGAGAUUCUCAUCUCGGAGAGAUUUGGGUAAACAGCCCUCAUAAUGCCAGUGGUUACUACACCAUCUACGGAGAGGAAAGUCUUCAGGCCGACCACUUUAACACCAAGCUGAGCUUUGGGGACCCGCAGACCUUAUGGGCCAGAACCGGAUACUUGGGCUUUGUGAAGAGGACCGAGCUCCUAGAUGCCAGUGGAGAUCGGCAUGAUGCUCUUUUUGUGGUGGGAUCGCUGGACGAGACCCUGGAGCUUCGUGGGCUUCGCUACCACCCCAUUGACAUUGAGACAUCCGUGUCUCGUGCCCACCGCAGUAUCGCUGAGAGUGCUGUGUUUACGUGGACCAACCUACUGGUGGUGGUGUCGGAGCUGUGCGGUUCAGAGCAGGACGCGCUGGACCUGGUGCCUCUGAUAACAAACGUGGUCCUGGAGGAGCACCACCUCAUUGUGGGCGUGGUUGUCAUCGUGGACCCCGGGGUCAUUCCCAUCAACUCACGGGGGGAAAAGCAACGAAUGCACCUUCGGGACUCAUUUCUGGCCGACCAGCUGGAUCCCAUUUAUGUCGCUUACAACAUGUAAGGGUUGGUGGCGGUCCAGGCCUGCUGGCGUGUGACUGGACCCGUCCUGUUUGAAUGGUCACUGUGUUUUAUUGACGUGCAAAUCAGUCCGAAGCAGGAAGACGAAACCGCCAGGAGCGUUUCGUUAUAAAAUGCCCCCCCUCCAAAAAAUGUUGAAUUGCCCUUCUUAUGUAAAGGGCCUUUCACACAGGACCACUUUGGAAAUUCCAUGUUAUUGCCUUUAUUAGUAUCUAUAUUGAAAAAGAACAAUCUACCUGCUAUAUAGUUAGUUACCACAAACCUUUUGAAACACUUGUGGUGACACUGAUUCCAAGAGCUACUACUCAACUUGAAAUAGUUUUUACAUGCAGCUUUCAAACAAAUGCACACACACGCUUGUGUCGAGCCUGUCUUUACCCUCAAUGGUGUCGGAAAAAAAGCAAAUCCAGCUUGUUUCGUGCUGCGUUCAACCUUGGCACGUUUAGAUCGUUUCAAAGGAACUUUGGUACAGUUACUCUGCUAGAAAGGAUUGUUCGAUUAAUUCCAAACGCAAUCAUCUGAACCCUGAUGUGCACCAAACAGGCGUCGAUGAAACUCGGCCUGUUCUUUAAGUGAACUCGGGUGUGGUUCUUUCGCAAAAGUGAAUGCUACAAGAGCCAAAGACACAGACCUGUGUUGAAAUGAUAACAAAAGUAAUGCAAAAAUUACAAAUAUGUGAGAAAAUGUGUUGAAAGUUCUCUCACUGUGUGUUUGUGAUAACUACUCUUUAAGGUACAUUUUAGAGGCUUUCGGUAAAGAAGGUGUUUUGGUUGUGAAUAUGUGAGUUUUGUCACAUAUUAAUGUCAUGAAAACAAGUCCCUACUGUAUGCUUACAAAAAUAUACGUGUGAACGCUAAAAGAGCCGCACCAAAGUAUGCACCGAGUUUCUGUUUUUGAUCAUUGGUUCGGACCAGAGCAACAAACCACAAUAACAUGUCAUGUUUAAUUAAGAGGAAUGUCGGAGAGUUUAGGUUGCAGACUACUUACAUGUGAACUUUGGUGUGGUUUACUUCACUUGAGCUGAAAUGGAACGCUACACAGACCAAAGACAUGGCGAUGUGUUGAAUUGACAGCAAAAAUGGUGUAAAAAAUGACAAAUAUGUAUGAGAAAAGGCUGUCACUCUGCAUUCUUUCUUUCUGUGUGACAACUGCACUCUUUUAAAGUUUUUCAGAAUGCUUUGGUGAAAUUUAAGCUGGUAAGAACAUUCCUAAAUAUUUUAUUAUAUAUUAUAUAUACACUAUAUUGCCAAAAGUAUUUGGCCACCCAUCCAAAUGAUCAGAAUCAGGUGUCUUAUUCACUUAGCCUGGACACAGGUGUAUGAAAUCAAGCACUUAGGCAAGGAGACUGUUGCUACAAACAUUUGUGAAAGAAUGGGUCGCUCUCAGGAGCUCAGUGGUUUCCAGCGUGGAACUGUCAUAGGAUGCCACCUGUGCAACAAAUGCAGUCGUGAAAUAUCAUCGCUCUUAAAUAUUCCAAAGUCAACUUUUGGCUUUAUUAUAAGAACAUGGAAGAGUUUGGGAACAACAGCAACUCAGCCACAAAGUGGUAGGCCACGUAAACUGAAGCGCCAAGUGCAAAUAGGUUGCCGACUUUCUGCUAUAGUUGCUAGAGCUCCAAACUUUAUGUGACUUCCAAUUAGCCCACGUACUGUACGCGGAGAGCUUCAUGGAAUGGGUUUCCAUGGCCGGCCAGCUGCAUCUAAGCCCUACAUCAUCAAGUCCAAUGCAGAGCGUCUGAUGCAGAAGUGUAAUGCACGUCGUCGCUGGACUCUAGAGCAGUGGCGACGACCUCUCUGGAGUGAUGAAUCACACUUUUCCAUCUGGCAAUCUGAUGGAGGAGUCUGGGUUUGGAGGUUGCCAGGAGAACAGUACGUUUUGGACUGCAUUGUUCGGAGUGUGAAAUUUGGUGGAGGAAGAAUUAUGGUGUGGGGUUGUUUUUCAGGAAUUGGGCUUGGCCCUUUAGUUCUAGUGAAAGAAACUUUGAAUGCUCCAGUAUACCAAAACAUUUUGGACAAUUCCAUGCUCCCAACCUUGUGGGAACAGUUUGGAGCGGGCCCCUUCCUCUUCCAACAUGACUGUGCACCAGUGCACAAAUCAGGGUCCAUGAAGACUUGGAUGACAGGGUCUGGUGUGGAUGAACUUGACUGGCCUGCACAGAGUCCUGACCCCUGAACCCGACAGAACACCUUUGGGAUGAAUUAGAACUGAGACUUAGAGACAGGCCUUCUCGACCAACAUCAGUGUGUGACCACACCAAUGCGCUUUUGGAAGAAUGGUCGAAAAUUCCUAUAAACACACUCCACAAACUUGUGGACAGCCUUCCCAGAAGGUGGACCCACAUCAUAUUGAACCCUAUGGGUUAGGAAUGGGAUGGCACUUCAAGGUCACAUGUGAGUCAAGGCAGGUGGCCUAAUACUUUUCGCAAUACAGUGUAUAAUUUACUUAUACAUAUAAAUAGUAUUAUUUUCUAUUCGCAUUUUAAUUUGGAAAAUGUGAGUCAUCCUGUAAUGUGUCACAAAAGUGUGAACUGUGUGCGGAACCACACUAAAGUAUCACCAACAAUCUUUAGAUCUCUGGUCCCAACCAAGUACCAAACCAAGUGUGAACGCUGCCUCUAUAGUCUGUUAGUUAUUUAGCUUACAUGUCCUAAGAUAUUAAAAGCCAAAUCUUUUCACAGCUUUCCUGCCCUGAUAUACACUAUUUCCUGCCUUAUAAAAAAAAAGUUAUACAUUCCUCUUUCAUUGGAUUGAAUCUAUUUUUAAAGGCCGUUUGUUUUCCUUUGGCUUUAAUCGGAAAUCCUGAUGAGACACCCAAAGGAUGCAAAUAAAGGAGGCUUCUAUGUCAAAAGCCCUCUUUGUAUUUUAGAUACGCUUAUGUAACUAUAACGAUGUUUUUAAUUGUAUAAACUGUAUAAAACUCUACUUUCAUCUACUGAUUGAUCCUAGGUCCUAGGUGGUUGACUAACUUGACUCGGUUGGGAGAUGAAGAAGACUGUAAAUAAGAUUAAAGAGCUAUGACGGUACUUGCAAUAGUAGUCGCGUGAUGGAAGGUUAUGAAUAAUAAACCUGUAAAUCAUUGUUAUAGACAUGACACAUAUAAUGUUGCACUUUCUUCAAAAAUAUAUAUAUAUUUUAUUACAACAAUGAGAUAUUGUAACUAAUAUUUCAGGAAAGUUGUAUUGCGUUUCAGGCCAUAAAAAAUAUAAAAGCACUUAAAAUGCGCCUUUCUACACGCUUUACUGUACACCGUCGCCCUGUCCGGCCAAUCACACGCUGACCACGAGCACGGUAUAUCUAACCAGUUCAAACGCGCAGGAGCCAGUACUUUAUGAAUCCAACUUUUUACAGGCUGCAAGGUUAUUCAUGCAGAAUAUGUUCAUUAAAUUAGUUUUUGGAUUGCAUCCUUUCGCCAUGUUGUUGGGAGUUGGAGAUUAGCAAAUGUGGGUUCUUCACUGGAUUCAGUCUCUAAAUCACGCAAGCACGAGUAGCAAAAAGCACAGCGGAGAUCCAUUUCGUUGACUGAAAAAUAUGAUUUUCAUCAAGAAGCAUGUGCAAAUUGUAAUUUGGUGUACUUUUCUUGUGCUUUUUGCCAUCGGUUGUAGGAUCUUUGUACUGGACAACAUUGUAUCUGUGUUGAACCCCUACUUUUAACAUGUACAUAUUUUUUGUUAGACUUUACGUCCCAUUACAACGUGACUGACAAUGUUGGAAAAAUCUUUGCAAGAUUUGUUAAUUUACUUGACGCUUAUAUCAAUAUACGCCACCUAACAUUAACUAAAAUGUUUGAUAAAAACUCCACUGAACUGAAAUUGGAGGAAAAAUCGGAGACAAUCUAAACUGCAAGGACUUAGAGCAGGGGUGUCAAACUCAUUGUAGAAUGGGGGCCACAUGGAGAUAAAAUCUACUCCCAAGUGGGCCGGACAGGUAAAAUCCCGGCACGAUAACUUAGAAAUAAAGACAACUUCAAAAUUGUUUUCUGUGUUUAAAAAUAGAAGAAGCGCAUUCUGAAAUUGUACAAAUCAUAAUGUUUUGGGUUUUUUUUUACAUUUACAUUUUGCUGUUAAUAUGUUUAUUAGUUUAUUAGUAUGUUUGAAAUAUUUACGGAAUACAACUCAGCUAACCCAGGGAUGUUGGACCAGCUGGUCCCAUGGUGCAAACGAUGAAAUAAUAUUUAACACUGUCCAUGUUGUUGAUUGAUUGAUUGAAACUUUUAUUAGUAGAUUGGACAAUACAGUACAUAUUCCAUACAAACCACUAAAUGCUAACACCCGAAUAAGUUUUUUAACCUGUUUAAGUCGGGGUCCACGUAAAUCAGUAAAUCAAUACAUGGUACAAAUAUAUUAGGGGUGUGGGAAAAAAUUUAUUCGAAUACGUUAUCUAUACCCUGAUAACGAAAAAUAAAGGUUUACUUACAAACAUUAUCAAAUCAUUUAUAAAUAAUGCGAUGUUUAUAAGUCAACACACUGGUGUUAUUUUUCAAUCUAUCAAGGUAAAAAAAAAAAUUAUCAAAAUCAAAUUACAGGAUGUUAUUUAUGUAGUUUGCUCAUUUUCCUCAACUGAUGUACUAACAUCAUCUGGUUAUUUAUUUUUUUUUUACAUCUUUAGCAUCAUCUACAACCGGGGUCGCCAACCUUUUUGAAACCAAGAGCUUUUCUUGGGUACUGAUUAAUGCGAAGGGCUACCAGUUUGAUACACACUUAAAUAAAUUGUAUUUCUGUCUGUCAGUCCGUCGUACAUUUUUUUUCUUUUACGGAAAGUUUUUGGUAGAGAAUAAAUGAUGAAAAAAACACUUAAUUAAAUGGUUUAAAAGAGGAGAAAACAUGAAAAAAAAAAGAAAAUUACAUUUUGAAACAUAGUUUAUCUUCAAUUUCGACUCUUUAAAAUUCAAAAUUCUAGCGGAAAAAAGAAGAGAAAAACUAGCUAAUUCGAAUUUUUUUGAAAAAAUUUAAAAAAGAAUUUAUGGAACAUCAUUAGUCAUUUUUCCUGAUUAAGAUUAAUUUUAGAAUUUUGAUGACAUGUUUUAAAUAGGUUAAAAUCCAAUCUGCACUUUGUUAGAAUGUAUAACAAAUUGGACCACACUAUAUUUCCAACAAAGACAAAUCAAAAUGUCUUCUAGAUUUUCCAGAACAAAAAUUAAAAAAAAAAAAUCAAAAGACUUUGAAUAAGAUUUAAAUUUGAUUCUACAGAUUUUCUAGAUUUGCCAGAAUAUUUUUUUCGAAUUUUAAUCAUAAAUUUGAAGAAAUAUUUCACAAAUAUUCUUCGUCGAAAAAACAGAAGCUAAAAUAAAGAAUUAAAUUAAAAUGUAUUUAUUAUUCCUUACAAUAAAAAAAUAAAUUUACUUGAACAUUGAUUCAAAUUGUCAGGAAAGAGGAAGGAAUUUAAAAGGUAAAAAGGUAUGUGUUUAAAAAUCUUAAAAUCAUUUUUAAGGUUGUAUUUUUUCUCUAAAAUUGUCUUUCUAAAAGUUUUAAGUAAAGUAAAAAAUAAAUGAAUUUAUUUAAACAAGUAAAGACCUAGUCUUCAAAAUUAUUUUCUUGGAUUUUCAAAUUCUAUUUGAGUUUUGUCUCUCUUAGAAUUAAAAAUGUCGAGCAAAGCGAGACCAGCUUGCUGGUAAAUAAAUAAAAUUAAAAAAAUAGAGGCAGCUCACUGGUAAGUGCUGCUAUUUGAGCUAUUUUUAGAACAGGCCAGCGGGCGACUCAUCUGGUCCUUAUGGGCGACCUGGUGCCCGCGGGCACCGCGUUGGUGACCCCUGAUCUACAAAGAUACAAAGAAUUGCUGUUGUGACAUCUAGUGGACAAAUUUAGAACAGUGUUUUCUUUCAUUCAAAAAUGUUGACUCAUUUUUUACUUAGCAAAGGCCGUAUGUUUGACACCCCUGAAUUAGAAGCAUCUCAUGAAUAAUUUCACAAAACAAAACGCUGAUGCGACAAAUUUACAGUAGCUCUGUUUGAAAGCUAACACUCAGCCCCAAAACAAAUUUCCCAAACAAGCAGCUUAAAUCACUCUUAUCCGGUAAUAAUACACUGUGCCUCAGUUUUCGUACGCCCUGCUUUGCAUGAUUUGGUUUUUGACCAAAAUUUUCGCCAAAAUACCAUCUCAGUUGUCUUACAACAGAACAAGCUAGUGCGUUUUCCCGCGGAAUUGAGGGCCCCAAAAAAGGAUUUGACGCGUCUGUAAUUGUUUUGUUUUGUUUUGUUUUGGUGUACGACAACAUUAACUCACUUUUACUAAACAAUCAGUUAUAUUUAUGCCGACAAAAUGUGUUGCUAGAGACGUUUUAGGGAUUUUGAGUCAUACUGCGCUCCAGAUGAGUCGUGUUAAAUUUUCUGAUUAAUAUUGAUUUUCAAUUAAUCCACAUUAAAGCGUCAAUUUAUUGCAUACAUUUUUUGCAUUGUUUUUGAUAGUAAAGCUAUAAUUACUGUAUUCUCUUUCAAAUGAGAUUUGUGUUAAUAUUUUUGGUUGCGUGUAACGGAUUAAUUGGACUUGCAUCAUGUCAAAAACUGCUUGUUUUCCUCGAACUUUUUGGUACAGACUACUACUGACGAUGGAGGUACCACCUUUCAGCAUGUACAUUUUCAUAUUUACAGCAAGCAUCAAAGUCUCCUUCUCUUUGUCACCAAUCUCAUCCAUGUAGAUUUAGAGAUGAAUUUAUUUUUUCAAGCAAGCCUCUAAAGCCCAGGGUUUAGGAGGCUAAUGGUGCAGCAGAGGGCUUAUCUCCAGGCAGGAGAGAACAAUUAUAUAAAUAUAGAUAUAUAUAGACAUGUAUGUAUGAAAUAUUCAGGGAAUACAACUCAGCUAACCCAGGGAUGGUGGACCAGCUGGUCCCAUGGUGCAAACGAUGAAAUAAUAUUUAACACUGUCCAUGUCCCAUCUCCUGCAUUGCUAAGUCGACAUUUUGGUAUUUUCCCGUUCUUUUUACGUCAACCUCUACACACACUAUGCAAAACUUGACGACAGUGCAAUUUUGUUGAAGUUUGCACCGUCUUGUGAACGACGCUUCUACAUUUUCUAAAUCACUGAUAACAUUGAAAUUUUUUUUUUUUUAAUGGCGAUAUUCACCUCUUGAGUUGUUGAGUUGAUAUUGUGUGUGCAUCCCCUCAGCAUGUUGUAUAAAUAUAAAGUAUUUCAUGAAUUCUUAACUGGUCCAUGAACAUGUGAUUCCCGCCCUUAUUUAAUUAUUUUAUAAUUUGCUUGGUUGUACCUUUGUUUUAUACUUUAUGUACAAGUAAUGCAAAAUAAAUUAAGAAAAGCAUUUAAUCUUUUGUAGGUGUGUUGCAGUUUCCAUUGAUUAUUUUAUUGUGAACACACAAAGGGUCUUACUGCAAUGUUUUAAUGGCGUUUACUAGACGUUCUCCUUGGAUUUUUGACUUUGUGGAAGUUCCAUUCAAUAAAAUAAAAACCUUCUCAUUUUAUGUCUC